Molecule: messenger RNA, 363 nt
Organism: Anneissia japonica
Lineage: Eukaryota; Metazoa; Echinodermata; Crinoidea; Comatulida; Comatulidae
Product: cytosolic 10-formyltetrahydrofolate dehydrogenase-like
Exons: 2
Biological process (GO): biosynthetic process
Molecular function (GO): catalytic activity
Source: RefSeq, a predicted model, not a curated record
UCGGUGCAGAUUAAUUGGGACCAGCCAGUGGAAGUGCUUCAUAACUUCAUCCGUGGCAAUGACAAGCUACCGGGAGCCUGGACCACUAUAGAUGGGCAGCAAGUAACAGUUUUAGGGUCAACCAUCUUCAAAGGAGCAAAACCAAAGGGUCAAGAGGUGGAAGUAACAGGGAUGAGCCAGCCUGGUAUAGUACACAAAGGAGGACUGAUCCUGACAGGCAAUGAUGGCAACAUGGUGAGAACAAGUAACACUGAUGUCACCUCCCUUGACACAAACAUGCAACUACAAUCCACUGUAGUUCAGUCACUUGUAUUUAAUGUGUCAAGAAACAAAUAUAAAGAAAAAGAAAGUCCUUUAAAAUAG